AUGGAUAACGCCGGGGCCGCUGGCCGUGGCCCCCCAGGUGGCAUUCUACCAACGACGAUGGAAGAUGUCCGCAGUUCAGCAGCGCAGGCCCGCGAGCUGCUAGCGCCGGGCGAUGACGACGGAGACCUUCUUGAGAAUUGUUGCCCACGCCUCUCGUACAAGCAACGAAUCACCGGAUGGGCCGCAUGCUUCGCUGUGGGGACCAUAAUAAGUGUAGAGCAAGCAUAUAAUUUCAGCAAGAUUUUUAUCUUUACACAUGAUCGAUGCAUGAUGAUGUGUCGCCGCGUGUGCGACAAUAACGAACAAACUCGGUUUCCUCAUUCAUAAUUCUCACCACGAGUCAAGUAAUAGUUCUCGUUCUUCUAGCACCAGCACACCAUAGAGGAGCUGGAGCAUAGAAUUACUUGUUGACAACUUCCACAGAUUGUAAUUCAUUGUCUUUACGACAGCUCGCAGCGUCCCACCGGUUUCACAGGGACCCCGGCGCUUUUGCUCGGCUAUACACCCUAGGAAAUUUAGUGGCGCUCUCGGGAUCUUUCUUUCUGAUGGGACCAGCUGCGCAGCUCAAGCGAAUGCUGGACAAGGAGCGGAGGUGGACCGUCUUCGCAUUGAUUAUCCUCUUUACCAGCACCAUCACCGUUUCGGUGUUGCUAGACGCGACCAAGUUCAGCACCCGGAUAUUAAUUUUGUUUCUUGUCCUUUUCCAGUACGCGGCCAUGACGUGGUACACUUUGAGUUACAUCCCAUACGCCAGAUCUUGUGUUACGAACUGUCUUCGGGGCUUGCUCUUCUAGCAAAACCCGUCCUGUUCAUGCUGUACUAUCGACAUGCAUAUUAUACCAAUGUAUGUGCGUGCGUCCGCGAGGAAGGCCGGCAUAAUAAUCAGCACGGUCGCCGAAAGUGCUUCCUCGCCCACCCCCCGGGGAGGGGAUCCUUGACCUGUGGCGCUGGGAGCGGGUGUCCACUACAUGAUGACGAUGAUGAUGAAACCACACCGCAGCUAUAUCGUGCUUAUUGAAAAACUGCGCCAUACAAAACUAUUUCCACAGCAGCAGGCCACAAGAACCAAAGCAUAUUCUUCAAGGCAAUCGGAGGGUCGGUGCUCUAUUCGGUCCUCACGGUGCCAACAGUUGUUCGUACAGCGACCGCCUACUGCCACUACUUUGAAAAGACGCAAAUGCAU
This is a messenger RNA of Amoebophrya sp. A120, 1183 nucleotides long. The record is from the annotation of a GenBank genome assembly. NCBI's taxonomy places the organism in Eukaryota, Dinophyceae, Syndiniales, Amoebophryaceae.